Molecule: messenger RNA, 2373 nt
Organism: Didymosphaeria variabile
Lineage: Eukaryota; Fungi; Ascomycota; Dothideomycetes; Pleosporales; Didymosphaeriaceae
Exons: 1
Coding region: 1-2373 (790 amino acids)
Molecular function (GO): protein binding
Source: RefSeq, a predicted model, not a curated record
AUGAGUUUCAAAGACCCCAUAUACCCGCUGGAGAACCAUUGCUCCGUCAUUCACGAGAACACGCUCUAUGUCUAUUCGCCCGAGGGUUUCCAGUCUUUGGAUCUUGCGAAGGGGUCGGAAUGGGAGAAGUUGCCCAUGGACAUAUCCUUGACGGGCGCCGAAUGCAUUGUGGCACCAUCGUCCGGGGAUGCAAACACCGACAUGAUGUUCGUUGUUGGAGGAAGAGUGAACGAGACCGUAAGACAGUGGGACUACCCUGGGCUUAUGCACUUCUCGUUCAAGGAGAAGAAAUGGGAUUGGCAGCGGUCGGAGUCCUGGGUAACGAAGGAACGAACCAACCACGCCGCCAUCUACAUCCCCGACACGAAACAAAUUCUCGUAUACUCAGGGUCCUCAGAUCCUCAGUCGAACGGUCUCUCGUCGGAGAGCUUCUUGAUCGACACAAAAACCCCUUACGCUGUUCUCAGCCAGCCGGCUGGAGCCAAUCCGCCCCUCGUCAAACCGAUGCUAAUGCAGUGGGACUCAACUCACGCAGUCAUGGUGGGAGGUGGAGCCUCAAACACGGCCAUUUACACGUUUGGCGCCAUGUCGGAUGCUUCUGGUGCUAUGGAGGGAUGGAAAGAUCUGGGCGUAGCAAUUCCGGAACCCAUCACGAGCCAGGAGACGACCCAAUGCACCCUGAUAUCAGGUGACGAUGGGAGCAAGGUACUGGAGACGUUCGACAUGAGUGUGUCACCUAACAAGGUCACGCGGACCGUUCUGCUCACAAAGGGCGGGUCCGUUGCUGCCCAAGGCACGACUGUUGGCGGUAAUUCGAAACGAUUCACGCUUGACGACUUCCCCAAAUACAACGACACCCUCGCACCAAAGCUCAUCCGAAGCGGCUUCUCGACCGCUCAGAGCGACUCUGACAAGAUUAUCUUCUCAGGGGGCAAUGCUGAAGAGCCCCUGAGCAUCUUCGACGCCUCAGAGAACUCAUGGAUCAACGCAACGGAACUCUUCACCGGCAGCCAACUGCAAAAUGUUCUGUCUCCUUCAUCUUCCGUAACCUCUUCAUCACCAACAUCGACGGCGACAGAGACAGCUGCAGCUUCUUCUUCCGCGGCUGCUGAUCCUGCGGCUGGGGCCCCAGUGAACAACAAGGACAGGAUGCUGACAGUUCUUGGUGCGACUCUGGGCGCCAUAUUCGGAAUCGCUGCUCUGCUCAUCCUAUUGCUCUUCUGCCUCAGGUGGAGAAAGUCGAAGAAGAGGAGGACAGCGCAGGGCGGAUACGUGGAGAAGGAUCGUAUGAGCUUCGCUGACCGCGGCGCUGAGUUCAUGAAGGAGGCAGGAGGCGCAGGUUUUGAUCAACCCAAAUUUUCCGAAGUGAAUGCCUCCCAAAGCUCGCUCGCCAUCAUUGGAGGCCGAGCCGCCAACAGCCACAAACGCGGCAUGUUGAGCGAUGCAAGCACGUCUGGUCUGGUCAAGAAGGCUAGCCCUCUUGGAUACACUGAGCCUGUCGAGCUAUCGAAGUUCGAUUUGAAGCCAGAACCUAUCGAGGAGAGGAUUAUACGGCAGAACUCUGGCCGGAUACCGCCCCAGCCCAAGGCUGUCGGCAACCUCAACAGGAGUCGCAGCUCUGGUUGGAGUCGCUACUUCGCUAACAACGAUGCGACCAAUCUCGCUGCUAUGCCUGCGGACAACCGCUCAACCUUCGCCUCUGAACGUACAAGCACGGGCAGCCAGUCCAUUUACAACGACUCACGCAUGUACAGCCAGCCAAUGCAUGCCCCUCCGCCACUUGAUAUUCCCAAGUUCGAGAACCAACGCAUAAGCAAAGUCACUUCUGGAAGCCCAACAUUGGGCAACUCGACAGACAACCUACCCGGUCAGCCUAUGCAGGCAGAACUAGCGCGAGCCAACUCAGGGGCCAGCACACGUUCCGGCAUCAGCCACGAUGAUCACUACCUGAGGGAUCCCGUAGAGAGCUGGACACCUGUCGGGCACGACGAGCGACCACCGAGCAGCAACUACACGGGUAGCGUCGUGUAUGAUCAUCGUGAUGGUGCUAGUUCGUAUUAUCCCGAUGCCGCGUCCUCGUUCUACCCGAAGAGCGGGAUCAGCUCAUUCUACCCUGGCCAACCAACGCUUGGUGCACCCGAUGUUCGGGAAAGUACCAAUACUGUCUUCCCGGCUGGCAACUUGGCAAAUAUGCAGCCUGGCCAACAACAGCAUAAUGACUUCGACUCCUUCUACCCUGCGCCUCCACGCCUGGGAGGUGCACCAGACGGCCGGGAGAGCCAGAUCACUGUGUUUCCCGGGGGCCCUGGCAGCAACACACGCAAAGAAGGAGGACAGGACAUGUCCUGGCUGAAUCUUGGAGUUUCCAAGUGA